GCUGCAAGUUAUUUCACUUUUUAAGGUUGCCAGUCAAAAUGUAACCAGUUGAUUUGUCUUUUGAUAUCAAAACUGCACAUACAAAGUUAUUGUAAAGAGUUGUCUUGUGAGCUGUGGUUUGAUUCAAUUUGUUUACAUCAAUCAUCGGGUGAUGGAAUCUGUUGAAAGAAUGACGGACACUGAGGUGGAUAAGUCAGUUUCCGAAAACGGUGACGUUUCUAUGGAAACAGACACAGAAUCGGUUGCUAAGGAGAAAGAGAAUGUCAGCGGUAACGACACGGAUGAAUCCGCUAUUUGGCCACUGGAGGAGCAAGAGAAGUUGAACAAAUUCACCACCCAAUCACAAAGUCCGGAGUCGUUCAAUGUCAUCAAUCGAAGCGAGAGCGUUUCAUCAGACAGCCCAUCUUCCUCAUGGUCUAUAAGAUCCCCCCUUCCACUCAAGCCCCCUAACUCAUGUUCGAGUCACUCCUUUCUUCGCAGAAGAAGAUCGCUUGAAAACCGCAUCCGGAAGACUUCUGGGGAUGCUCCGAAAGAUGGGAGGACAUCAGAUCAUCUGAGCAGACCUUCCUCUUUUUGGAAGAAGUUGCCUCAAACUGAGACAACCAUCAUGGAACAGAUAGAGAGGGAAAAUAAUCUUCUUAAACGUUGCAACAGUGCUCCGUUACUCAAUGAUUUCGAAAUGGCUGAAUUAUCAUCAGUUUACCAACAACACGCAACUCUUGGGAAAAACAGAAUCCGGAGAUUCAGUGCUACGUCGCCAGUCCCUGGGACCAGACCAACAUCACGUUUAAGGCUUCACCAAUUAAAAACAGAGGAAAGCCUUGAAGGAAUUCAAACCAAAGAAACAGCUCAUGAGAGGGAGGUACAAGCCACUAUACAGAUCUCAUCUAACUGGAGCGACUUAUCCUUGAAGGAACGACGAACAAGUUUAGAUAGUUGCUUAAGUUCCCCGCGUCAUCUUCCCUCCCCCUCCACAACACCAACCCAUAAACCUCACUUUCCCAUCCCAAGCUCAACUGUAUCAGGAGGAGGAGGAGUCAGAGUCCUUGUAUAAUGCGUCCAAGUGCAUUAGGAUCAAUAAAACGAAAAUGUGACUCGGACAACGAGGGUAGUAGUUCACCGAAGCGAUGUUUCGUUCCAACCAUUCCCUCUUUAGCGACAUCUGGUGCCUCGGGUGAUUUCACGCAAACCAAUUCAUCGCUUGGUCAUCGCGCCGUGGUCCAACGAUCACACAGUUUAUCAUCAACGGACAACACGGAUAUAUACGUAUUACCCAGCCCCCCACAACCCGUACCCCUGUUUACCCACCAUGCCUCACAUGGGUUCCAUCAUCCUUUACAUCAUACAUCAAGUCCUGUACAACCACAUCAUGCUGCAACACAGAUGUUAGAAACAACGAGAUCUUCAUCUCCUGCGUCAUCUACUUGUUCGUCUUCAUCACUAGAGGGCCUUAGAGAUCUACAAUUGUUAACAUCAUUAUCGCAUGGGGGAAUUCCCCAACCAAAGAAAGAAAUUAAAGAUGAUAAGCCCCCAAUAUCAGCUCCUACCCCUGUGGAUUCACUUUCAUAGAAAAAGUUCAAGAAAACCUGCAAGUUCCACUAUUGCUAAGCAACCAUGUGAUGUCAUUCUUACCGUGGUCACAGCCAACACACUGGGUCAAUUUUUGCCACUCGUUUUCGAGAAAUUUUUAAAUAGAUCAAUUGUUGCAUUAUGUCAGUUACUUGAAGUUUUAUUUAACUCAGUUUUUUAAAAAAGGUUUAAAGUAAUCCAAAAUAUACGAUAGUAUAAAUUUAUCAACCCAAAUAAAGGUAAAACAAAAUUUUAUACUAAACCUGAAUUGAAACUAUACCAUCGGUGUAAAUAUUCAGACAUAUCUAAAUUAAGGCAAAACUGAGUAUUAGACUAAAACUUUUUCAAUUCAAGUUUUCCUCUUUUUUUGGAAUGUCUUCUAUUGUCCAGAUAUAACUACAUUUCCUGACAGAGAUGAACAGUGAUGUAAUAAUAGGGAAUUAUUGAUUAACAAUGUAAAUGUUCUGACUUUCAAUCUCUUUAAAACUAUGUUGUCAGCUACAAAUUCAUCAUAAAAAACUGUUGUUUUUUAGCUGUUUUGCCUUUUUCUUGUUUUUUUUGCUUAGAAUUUUAAUAUACCAGUUUUUGGUAACUGAGUCCGUUUUUGAUAAAGCCAUUAAAACAAAUGCUUGGUUUUAAACACUAAAAAACGGAAUAAUAUAUUGUUAAAAGUUCAAAAUAUUGAAUGCAGAGACGAUUAGUGCAGCAUGUACUAAUCUCCAACACUGUGAUAUCACAAUGUAAAAAGUGCAUGGUAUUGUUUGUUAUCGUUGUUUUUUAUUUCUUAUGGAAUGGAUCGUUUAUUUAGGUGUUAUUAUGUCACAGUUUAACUAAUGUUACAUAACAAUUGGUUAGUUUAUGACAUCAAAAUAUUUAAAUAAAAUUUUCCCAGAAAUUUCGUUCAAAAUUUCCUUUCAUAGUGUUUUUUUGUAAAAUGUAUUCUGGUUAGUUUUCUACCAUUAAGACACCAGUGAAUUGACUUGUGUUUUGCAACGCUUUUCAGUGUUAACAAUAAAAAACAAAAGAUGUUUGUCCUACUAACCACCUUUGCUUUGCAAUAGUUGUUCAUGAUUUUAAAUAUACAAAACAUAAGAACA
Messenger RNA from Ciona intestinalis (vase tunicate), 2666 nucleotides. NCBI's taxonomy places the organism in Eukaryota, Metazoa, Chordata, Ascidiacea, Phlebobranchia, Cionidae. The record is from RefSeq and is a predicted model, not a curated record.